Sycon ciliatum is the source of this 2040-nucleotide messenger RNA. Its product is annotated as uroporphyrinogen decarboxylase-like. The transcript has 11 exons. The coding region runs from base 109 to 1176 and encodes 355 amino acids. Lineage: Eukaryota; Metazoa; Porifera; Calcarea; Leucosolenida; Sycettidae. Gene Ontology annotation, molecular function: uroporphyrinogen decarboxylase activity. The record is from RefSeq and is a predicted model, not a curated record. Gene Ontology annotation, cellular component: cytosol. Gene Ontology annotation, biological process: heme biosynthetic process.
CAUUUCCCCAGUUUUUGAAAGCUUCAAAAGCAUAAAGUUUUCAUUCUUCUGCAGCAGAGAGCAAUUAUUAUUUUUUCCUUAUUCAGACGCUGAAGGACGAGGUAGACAAUGGAGUUUCCGAAGCUUCGAAAUGACCUUAUUCUUCGUGCUGCGAGAGGAGAAGAUGUUGAACGAGUGCCAGUGUGGGCAAUGCGACAGGCCGGGCGAUACUUACCAGAAUUCCGCAAGGUUCGCGAGGAUCAUGACUUUUUCAAGAUUUGCCGAACGCCAGAGCUUGCCUGUGAAAUUACACUGCAGCCCAUCCUACGCUUUGACCUUGAUGCAGCCAUCAUCUUCUCGGAUAUCUUAGUCAUCCCUCAAGCAUUGGGCUUAGUUGUGGAGAUGGUACCAGGAAAAGGUCCGCACUUCCCUCAGCCAAUCCGGGAACCGCAGGACCUGGAGCGAGUAGCCACGACUGUGGACAUCCAGAUGGAACUGGGAUAUGUAAUGGACGCGGUGGCUCUGACGCGCGUGCGCCUAGAUGGCAAAGUUCCCCUGGUUGGAUUCUGCGGCGCACCGUGGACUCUGAUGUCAUACAUGAUAGAAGGCGGCGGUAGCCCAUCGUUUCCGCAUGCCAAGCGCUGGCUGUACACAUACCCGGACGAGUCCACCAAGCUGCUGGGCAUCAUCACGGAGGUCUGCGUCAACUACCUAGUGGCCAAGGUCAAGUCAGGCGCACAGAUGCUUCAAGUGUUUGAGUCGCACGCCGGCAUACUGACGAUCAGCCAGUUCCGCCAGUUUGCACUGCCCUUCAUCAGCGCCAUUGCACGGCGGGUCAAGGAAGCGCUUGGCGACGAGGCUGUGCCUAUGACAUACUUCAGUCGAGGUGGUCAUCACGCAAUCGGCACCAUUGCCGAGAGUGGCUAUGAUGUGAUCAGUGUCGACUGGACGAUUGAACCUGAGGAAGCUAGGAAACUGGUUGGCCCUAAUGUGACAUUACAAGGGAAUCUGGAUCCUUGUGCACUUUUUUCAGGAGAGGAGAAGUUAGCGUCGCUUACGCGUGACAUGCUGGACAAGUUUGGCUGCAAGCGCUACAUCGCCAACCUGGGCCAUGGCAUGAUGCCGGACUUCAAGCCCGAGAGCCUCGAGGUGUUCGUCAACACCGUGCACAGUCACUCCGAGAAGCUGCUGUCUUGACGUCGUCGCGCCGCCGACCUGCAAUAGUGUGCGUGUCUGCAUGUGUGCGUGUGUGUCUGGGCAACCCGGGUGUCUGCCUAUGUGUGUCUGGGCAACCCGGGUGUCUGCCCGUGUAUGUCUGGGCAGCCCGGAUGUCUGCCCGUGUGUGUCUGUGCAGCCUGUGUGUCAAAUUCGAUCUGGACUAUUUUCUAUGCUCCACUGUGUGUGUAUGUGCUGCUCAUAUACAUGCUAAAUUAUCGUACUUCAAGUACUAUAAAGUUAUGCUACUUCUCACUGUGCUACCAGUUAUAACUACGUAUGCCAGCAUUGCUAGCUGUUAUGUCGUCGAGUGUUUGUAUUUGAGAGAGCAGUUGACAGUGUUUCUACGUGCACUUGCUUUACCGCUGACAGCGCUGUCAUCAUCCCGUUGGAGUGCUGCCGAAACAACGUAGUACAGGCAGUAGCAAUAGCCGUUGUGUUAGCUAUCAACGUACUUCCAAGUACUGCUGUAUGGUUUCCCGCAUCAGGAGACCAAUCCGUGCAUAAUAGCCGUUGUGUUAGCCACUAUUGUAUGCCCCCCGCAACAAUACCGCUGAGCAUGUUUGUUGGAUGCAGACACAGGCUCUGUACAUCAUGUUCCGUUUUUAGUCUACCGCUAGUAUUUCACCAGCUUGCAAUUAUUGCCGUUUUUUCUUUCUUUUUUUUUAAUCGGAUUGUGAUUGUGUUGUAUAUUGCUGUUUUUAUGACUUGCCUGUUUUAGUUUUACAUGUUCGCUAAGUACCAUACUACUAGUACUAGAAGCAUGUCACCAGGAGCCUCAUGUAUUGUAUUCUCUGAUCAGAUUUUGCUUCAGCUCAUAAUGAUCUAUUUUCCUUCUUACACUAA